GGCCGAGGCGAGCAGACGUCGAACAGAUUCAAAAUGGCUGCUAUCGCGUUUCUCCUGAUCGCCUGUCUGAGCUCCGCUCACGCCUGGGGCGGACUGUUCAACCGGUUCAGCUCCGACAUGCUGGCCAACCUCGGCUACGGGCGGUCACCAUACCGUCAUUACCCUUAUGGACAGGUUGAGCCUGAAGAGAUUUACGCGGAGGCCUUGGAAGGUAAUCGCAUUGAAGACGCCGAGGACACGCACUGCUACAGCGCGCCGUGCAUCACCAACGGGGACUGCUGCCGUGGACUCAUGUGCUUGGAGACAGAGGACGGAGGGCGUUGUCUGCCAGCGUUUGCUGGUCGGAAGCUUGGCGAGAUGUGCAACCGCGAGAACCAAUGCGAUGCUGGACUGGUCUGCGAAGAAGUCGUCCCAGGUGAGAUGCACGUCUGCCGUCCGCCUUCAGCCGGGCACAAGCAGUACAACGAAGACUGCUCCUCGUCCAGCGAAUGUGACAUCACCCGUGGUCUUUGCUGCAUCAUGCAACGUCGUCACCGCCAGAAGCCUAGGAAGAGCUGUGGAUACUUCAAGGAGCCCCUGGUGUGCAUCGGACCCGUAGCCACCGACCAGAUCCGCGAAAUCGUUCAGCACACCGCUGGCGAGAAGAGACUCGGCUUGUACAGAAUGCAUUAAAUUAAUCUUCAAUUUAUUGACUUCGAGUAAAAUGGCGUCGUCUAUGUUCCAAUAAUUUAUAAAGCGGUUUCAAACUUGUUUUUUUUUUACCUAUAUUUAAUUAUUUUUUCAUUUUACUCGGAGUAUUUUUAGGAUUUGAAUCAUUUAUAAAUUUAAAUAAUCCUUUUCAUUUAUAAAUGACUUCAAUUAAAUUGAGAAAAUUCUCUAAGUUGAUAAGAAGAGCUAAUAAAAAAAAACUUAUCAAACGAGUUGACAACCAAAAAAACUAAAAAUCAUUUAUAGAUUUUUCUCAAUAGCAACACUUUUGGAAAUAUUGCCAUUAAAAAUUAUUGCAAUUUUAUAUUUGUUAAACAUGAUUUCCUAACACGAGGAAUUGACAGAAUAUUUAUUUGCGAUGGCAAUAAUUUCGUUACGUCGAUGGCACUAUUUCCACCGAAGAUUUGAAAAUAACCGAAACGAACGCUUCGAAAAACGGUCACCGAUUUAUUAAUUUUCAAGCAUAGAAUAUUAAUUAAAAAAAUAAAAUAAAAAAAAACAACAAAAAUUUACGUAGCUGGAUAAAUUUUAGUUUUCAUCAAAUGAUACCAGUGUGCGUAGAAUAUAUAAAUAUAUUAUUAUAAUUAAAUGUUACACUAUGGAUGUUAUUCGUGUUAUUAAUAGUGAAUUUUAAAAUGUUUAAUCCUUAAUAUUAAUUAGGUUAAAGUCUUCACUAUCGAAACUAAAACAUAUCAUACUGGCUGAGGCAUUUAUAGGUUUAAAAAUAUUGAUGUUAAAAUGUAAUUAGAGUAAUUAAGAUUUCGCUUGUUUUAUUCUUAAAUAUAUAUAAAUUAAGGAAUUCCAUUACGAUAGGUGCCUAGGAGACAUAUCAUUGAUGUACCUUUAUUUAAUUAUAUUCCUAUUAAUAGUCAAAGUUUAAGAUUGUCACAAUCAAAGCGUAUAUUGAUAAAAUCUAGCAUUAAGUCUGACAUAAGUAUUUUCUGAUAAAGUUUAGCGGUGAACAGUAGGAAAUAUUUUUCUGCCAAAAUUAUACAGUCUAUGUUAUCAUCGCGUUAUCAUUUCGAUCGUUUUAUAAUAAUUUCCCGAUCGCUGGAAACGGCCUAACGCUUCGUUAAAAAUAGAUCGACUAAAGUUGAAAACAUUUAAAAAAAAACUUUUAUAUAUCUGUGUCGUUACGCUAUCUGAUGUAUUUCAUAUAAUAUAUGUGUUAUAUUAUACAGUCAUAUCAGC
Molecule: messenger RNA, 1899 nt
Organism: Vanessa atalanta (red admiral)
Lineage: Eukaryota; Metazoa; Arthropoda; Insecta; Lepidoptera; Nymphalidae
Gene: itg
Product: ITG-like peptide
Exons: 6
Coding region: 34-672 (212 amino acids)
Source: RefSeq, a predicted model, not a curated record